Cucurbita moschata (crookneck pumpkin) is the source of this 897-nucleotide messenger RNA. Its product is annotated as 60S ribosomal protein L2, mitochondrial-like. The record is from RefSeq and is a predicted model, not a curated record. Bases 150 to 782 code for a protein of 210 amino acids. The transcript is spliced from 3 exons. Gene Ontology annotation, molecular function: structural constituent of ribosome; RNA binding; transferase activity. Lineage: Eukaryota; Viridiplantae; Streptophyta; Magnoliopsida; Cucurbitales; Cucurbitaceae. Gene Ontology annotation, biological process: cytoplasmic translation. Gene Ontology annotation, cellular component: large ribosomal subunit; ribosome.
GGUCUGACAUUCACUCAGUCCAUUACUUCAUACUAGUCCUCGUCUCUGGAUCUGGCGAGCAGCGGCAGCCGAAAGCCACAAAACCCUCUCCGGCCGUCGUAUUUUUCUUUGCAAUCUCAUCUCUUUGAGAAACUCAAAUACCUUGAAUCAUGGCUAUGAAAUCCGCGGCCUCGGCUGCUCUUCGGGGCCUCAGGAGUUUCUCUUCCAGAAGUUCUAUUUCAGCUCCGAUCAAUAAGGAGCCCACCUCCGACCUCUUAGUUUCUGAUAUAGCUGGGACAUAUGGUCGGACAUUACGUGAACGAAUGACAAAUUACAUGGCUACCCUUGACAUCAAUUCACAAAUUGGAAGCUGUAUGCCACUUUCUGCUAUGCGCAUUGGUACGAUUAUCCACAACAUCGAGAUGAAUCCAGGUCAAGGUGGGAAGCUCGUGCGGGCAGCAGGAACAUGUGCAAAGAUAUUAAAAGAGCCAACGUCAAGAUACUGCCUGGUGAGACUCCCAUCAGGUACAGAGAAGUUGAUUGACUCUAAGUGCAGGGCGACAAUCGGUCAGGUGUCUAACCCAAGCCAUGGAACCCGAAAACUGAGAAAGGCAGGGCAAAGCCGGUGGUUGGGUCGACGACCAGUGGUUCGAGGAGUGGCGAUGAACCCGGUGGAUCAUCCUCAUGGAGGAGGUGAGGGUAGGAGCAAGAGUAGUGGGAGCUUUGGGAAGGGGUCUCGCACACCCUGGGGGAAGCCAACUAAGUGUGGUUACAAGACUGGACCUCUCAAACGCAAAAAAUAGAGCAACCAGUUGUUGGAGAGGAUAGUGUGAAAUGUUCUCUUUUUAGGCUUUUUGUAAUUUGUACUUUUGUUUAGAACAAAAGAAUAUUGCUUAACUUUAAAAAUUUUCGAUAAUA